UACCGCGACCCCACCGAUUCUCCUCCACGUUCCCUACUCGAGCACUCAGCAUGCAAGUGCUUGAGCCGGCACGUGUCUUUCUCUUCCUUGCCCUCUUCCUUCCUGUUCUGUGAUACCCCUGCAUACUCGACUUGAACCGAGACAGCGCGUCUUCACCUUGUCCUCCCCACCACCUUCUCUCUCUCUCCCUCUCUCCCAACCUUUGCGCGUUGCAUCUUUCAGCAUGGACCGAAAUCCCGUGCGGUCGUUCAGCGACGCCUAUCGCACUCCACGCGCUGUAUCCUCCCAUUCGUCCGACCAGCCACAAACUCCAAACCACCAACUACAAGGCUAUCCCUUUGUCACGACACCUUCCUCAACAAUGUCCGAGCCGAAGUCCGAAAAGCUGCGCCAGAUGUUGCGCGAACGCCGAGAAGGCAUCCCCGACCAGUCUGACGUCACUCAGUCAGCUCCCCAGGUCUCGUCCAUAGGAUUGGAUGACUACAUUUUCGAAUCGGAGGGGGAUGAUGACCAUCAGCGUCGCCGCCGCACCCGACUGACGCGAGCCAUGCGCAGCGCCAGCAUCCAACAGCGCGGUAACACACCAUCUAAGACACCCAAUGACCUUAGAAUGGGAUCAAAGGAUGUUCAAGCAGACAUGGACAAACUGCGCAAGGAGAACUGGGACUUCAAACUUCGCCUCUGCCUCAUGGAAGAGAAGAGCAGAAAACUGCAGGAAGGACUGGCUCAGGCAGAAGAUAGCUUAGCGGCCAUCCCCAAGCUCGAAGAGAAAAUUGACGCCCUCAAUGAUGAGAAUUCCAAGCUUCGAAAUGAGGUUGAGGAUCUUCAAACGGCAUCCAACCAAUACAAGCGCAACCUGAGAGCGGCGAAUGAGGUUAACGGCAAGCUGCUUGCCGAAGUGGAACAACGCGAAACCGCUGUCAAGGAUGCCAAUGAAGCUCUCCGAGAGGCGUUGGAUAUGAUCUUGGACCUAGAGAAAAAGGUCAAGCCUUUGGAAGAAGAGGUGGCAAGAUGCAAGUCCAAUGUCUAUCACGGCGGAUCCCAAGACUCCACAUACUUUAGCAACGAGCCUGACAAUGCAUCCAUUGCAAUGUUAUCCGACGAUCCCAGUAGACCGCCUACCUCCCACGUCACAGCGCACGCGGCUGAUGAGAGACUUCCCAUCCAACGUUCCAGGACUCGUUCCUCAUCCGAGUUUGCGAGCCCCAUUAGUCGUCACGUCAACAGGCUGUCUCGAACCAUCUCUGCUGAUGCUGAUCGUUUGAAUGUAUUACGCAAGAAAGUUUCGGUUCGGGACGACUCAUCCAGUAACAUGUUCUUUGACGGUAGUCCGGAGCAUCCGCUUCCGCCCAGGCCUCACCAACCCAUGCGCAUUGUCAGCAACCCAACGGUCAGCAAUAUGACGGGGCCUCGUCGUGGCAGUUCAGCCUCGUUAGCUUCAGGGUUUGUCAGGACACGGCGUCCCAGCAAUCAAAUGAUGGAGCCUCAUCCUGGCAGUUCCGCAUCCCUCGCUUCGGGAUUCAACAGCAUGCGGCGCCCCAGUAACCAGACGGUACGUCGGUUGUCUGACACUCCCCAAGCUAGCCGGACGUCCGUCGCGUCCGAUAGCAGUAGGGGGCGAGGCCUUCGUUGUCUGUACCUCAAGGGCGAGGCAAUGGAAACCAGCCAGAAACUUCAGACUGUAGUAGCGCCCGCGGUACAGGAAGUCAAGUCUCCCAACACAGAAACGGCGAAUUUCCUGCACGCACUCUCCACUUCCUCUGCGGACAACGCUAGGACCUCGUCUCGCGCGACGACGGGCCUUUCUUCCUGGGAAGUGUUCCAGACAAGCGAUUACGAAGCCGAGACAGAGAGCGUUGCUGGGCCCGAGAGCGUCGAAUCGGAAGAGGAGAACGAAGAUUUGACUGCGACCACGACUGUCAAGCGGUCUAGUAUGGACACGGAGCUCAUAGAGCCAUUGACUCCGCGGUUGUUGGAGGCAGAAACGUCCCCUGUCCCCACCGAGUACCGUCCGGGUCAUUAUCCAAACUGGCCUGGUACGAGCAAGCCGCAUUGGGUAAGGGGAAGGGACAUGUGCUUUAAUGAUGACGGUGUGCUGGAGCUUCCGCGGUGAUGAAGGGAUGGUGUACUUCUUUGGGUCGUGUGAUGAUGAGGACAAGACCUCGGUUUCUUCGGGGUGAUUGCUGGCUACAGGGUGUUUUGUUUCUUCGAUACCCUGGGGAAAUGGGUAUAACGGUUUGCAUUGGUUUGCUGGAAUUUUGUGUAGGCACGGGGCACGGAGGCUCAAAAGUCAUGCUUCUAAUUAGGACAAGAUAGUUUAAUGAUUGCUAUGCUUCUUAUUCUUUUCGA
Messenger RNA from Aplosporella prunicola CBS 121167, 2349 nucleotides. RefSeq lists its product as uncharacterized. The record is from RefSeq and is a predicted model, not a curated record. NCBI's taxonomy places the organism in Eukaryota, Fungi, Ascomycota, Dothideomycetes, Botryosphaeriales, Aplosporellaceae. Gene Ontology annotation, cellular component: microtubule organizing center. The transcript has 2 exons. Bases 224 to 2113 code for a protein of 629 amino acids.